UCAACCACCAUCUUAUUCUAAUCCUUGUCGAAGAAUCUUUAAGCAAGUCUAUCAAAGGCCUCACUCGUGAAGGUUAGACUCGAUAUAAUAUACGCUUCAAGUUCAAUCAUUGGAUUAAGAAGAAGAUGAACUGGCAGCAUCUUGAGGCCCUGCAGGAUAUAAACACCUGGUUUGUGGUAGCUUUUUCACUCACUUUUGUUGGGAUAAGAUUAUAUUGCUCUCCCUCUUGUUGGAGAUGGGGAGGCAACCAUGCUGCGAUAAGUCAGCAGUGAAGCGAGGUCUCUGGACACUUGACGAGGAUCAGAAACUCACCAAUUUCAUCCUCCGCAAUGGCAUCCAUUGUUGGCGCCUCGUGCCGAAGCUUGCAGGUCUGAUGAGAUGUGGGAAGAGUUGCAGAUUGCGAUGGACUAAUUACCUUCGUCCCGACCUCAAACGAGGAGCCAUUUCUCAAGAAGAAGAGGACCAAAUCAUCCAACUUCAUUCGCGCUUCGGUAACCGGUGGUCCAAGAUAGCAUCGCAUUUCCCAGGCCGCACUGACAAUGAAAUCAAGAACCACUGGAACACCCGGAUCAAGAAGAGAUUUAAACUCCAGGACUCCAAUCCAGUGACUCGUAAACUCAUCGAUCAUCAACUCUCCGGCAUUUCUUCACCAGCCUCUGCUUCACGAGCCAAAGAGAUGGGCACGGAUGUCGACGUUUCAGAAAUCGCAGUAAACCUGGAGGAUAGAUUCAAUCCGAGUCAGAGCAAUUGGAUUGUUGACACUUUUGGAAGCUGCGACUCUUCCUUCACGACUGAUGACUCGCUCUUACCUGCUUCCACACACACUCUUCUUAGUAUGAGUGAUUCUUUUCCGCCAUGGGAGACCAUGAACCGCCCCCUCUUAGACCAUUUCUAUUAUGAGAGCAUGCUAUGAGCUAUCAUGCUAUGAGCUAUCAAACUUCUGAUAUUGAUCAGAACUAGCUAGUGAAGUUUUUU
Zingiber officinale is the source of this 975-nucleotide messenger RNA. Its product is annotated as transcription factor MYB20-like. Bases 236 to 913 code for a protein of 225 amino acids. The transcript is spliced from 3 exons. Lineage: Eukaryota; Viridiplantae; Streptophyta; Magnoliopsida; Zingiberales; Zingiberaceae. The record is from RefSeq and is a predicted model, not a curated record.